AUGAUGAUAAUCUUGUAAUCCCUAAUCAUCAAGUAACAGUUUUAAUUAUUAAUAAUAUUGUAGACCUCAAUCAUCAAACGUUUAAUUUAGUGGAUAGUUCAUAUAUUUUAAAUGAAGAAAAUAGUAUUUCUGAUAUUGCGAUGAAUGAAGUUUAUGAAUUUAAUUUAGAAAAAUUAAUUUAA
Messenger RNA from Racocetra persica, 182 nucleotides. NCBI's taxonomy places the organism in Eukaryota, Fungi, Glomeromycota, Glomeromycetes, Diversisporales, Gigasporaceae. The record is from the annotation of a GenBank genome assembly.